AGAAGAUUCGGGCAUAGCUGUAUUGGUCGAACGGGGAUUGCAACUCCUCCCUGUGAUGGGUACCUGUGAGAGGCCGUUGCCGCUUCUCAUCUUCGGAUGUGAAGCUCAUACUGACGAGGAAAGACGUCGCAUUCUGGAUCUAGUUUCCAAUACGGAAAAGACUCUUCCUGAUCGCGAGCUUCACUCUGUGAAGAAGUUGCUCCAUGCACUAUGGACACAAGAUGAUCUUCACACUGACAGUAUUCUCAAGCCGACUUACAUAGAGAAACUAUCGACUGUUUUCAGUGCCAGCGAGUUGCUUCCACAUUUCGCUUAGCUAGGCCUGAGUUGUGCUAGCAGCGUUCGGAAACCCGGUAUUAGAAGAAGGACAGGGACAAUCUCUCAAAUUCUCGAGUAUUCAACGCCAGUAAUUUCAGCAUAUGAACCUCAUCUUUGGCACAACGGGCCAGAAGACGUUGUAUCGCGGCCUUUCCACCCAACACUGUGGGACUAGUCAUAGGCAAGGCGUACUUUCGCCUGCAGACUGACCCGUUGCCGGGGCAGUUCUAUGCCCCCCCGCAAAAGAGCGCUGCACUGGACUAGCACCUAGAAGCUGAAUACAUACAUCCGACAAUCCCGUGCCAAAGAAGAAGUCUACAGAUACGAGAAUUCCACAUUCUCUAGACUGCAUGUACUGCCCAACCAUCAAAUCACGACCAAUGAAGACGUCGACUCGAAAACUCUGCCAAGCUGACAAGAAACCUUCCCCGCAAUCUCACCAAACCUUCAAGCAGCUCAUGCACCAAGAUG
Molecule: messenger RNA, 789 nt
Organism: Colletotrichum godetiae
Lineage: Eukaryota; Fungi; Ascomycota; Sordariomycetes; Glomerellales; Glomerellaceae
Exons: 1
Coding region: 56-316 (86 amino acids)
Source: RefSeq, a predicted model, not a curated record